GACACUGCGUGCUCCGUGGAAGGGCGCCUUGCAGCACCAAGCUCUGAAGCGGGAGAAGACCCAAAACUUUGAAAAAGGCCCUGCAGUUCAUGUGACCCGCAUGAGAGAUGCGUAUAUGGACAGCUCCUGCAUUCAGCCACUGGUUAGCCGACCUAGCAGCAAGAGUCAAAUUGCUUGGUCGCUCAUCGGUAUCCUUUUCAUUGUUUGGGACAUGAUUACCAUUCCACUGGAGCUCUUCGACCAGCAGGAGAUCAUAGUCUUCCAGAUGCUUCCCCAGGGCUUUAUGCAAAGUUCGUAUGUCAGUCUGCUAGAGUCUGCUUGCAUGGCAUUUUCGUGCAUGGAUGUUUGGCAGGAGAUGAUUGAUUUCCUGGUGGUUGUGGGGCGGUUCAGCUUCGGAUACUGGUUGUUGGACAUGCCUUUGCACCUCAUCUUCGGGGUGGAGAUCGACGGCCACCUUGAGCUGCGCCCCAAAAUUUUGGUGAAGAUGUACUUGCGCUCCUGGUUCUGCAUCGAUGCCAUGGUCGUGGGCAUUGAUGCAGUGCUGAUGAAUAGUUUCCUAUCCACCUACACCUUCAUGAUCAUGAGGGUGGUAUCGGGUCUUUUGAUGAUCUUGGCCGUGAACCACGUCAUUGCUUGCUGCUGGUAUGGCCUCGGUCGAUGGACCCUGGAAGGUGGUGGCAGCAGUUGGCUUGUAUCCGCUGGCAUCGCAGAUGCAGGUUUCUCUGAUUCCUAUGCCACUUCUAUCCACUGGGCGCUUACCCAGUUCACGCCAGCUACCAACAAUGUCGCACCAGUCAACUUCGUUGAGAGGUUCUUUGCCGUUUGGGUAAUCCUUCUGGCCAUGGGCACCUUCUCUUCCUUCAUCAGCUCAAUUACGGCAACCGUUAGCACCUUAAGGGCUUCAAGGGCCGAGCAGUUCAAGCAUCAGUCCUCCCUCCUGCGCUUCUUCAACGAGAGGAACCUAUGCACCGAGACAUAUGCCAAGAUCAAUGAUGCCUUGAAGAGGCAGGGAAUGUACGACAUCCGGUUGAAGGAGAAUGAGGUGGCGCUGUUGAGCGGCGUCCCGGAGCACCUCAAGGUGAUCCUCCAUGAAGAGAUGUUCAUGGGCUCCAUGACUUCGCUAUGCAUUUGGCGGCACUGGAGCCACGAGGACGAUAUUCUGAUACACCGUCAGAUUUGCCAUUUCGCCAUGGUGGAGCACGUGGCCACACCAGGAAACGAUGCCUUCAUGCCUGGCACGGAUUGCACAGAGGUCUAUAUUCUAGAGCAGGGCAACAUGGGCUACAUUGCAAGGCAGUUUGGCACCUUUGAGUCUGAGUUCCUCUCCCCGGGUGAAGUGCUUUGCUUGCCGUGCUUCUGGGCGGAAUGGCUUCACCGAGGACGCCUCACCGCAAACGGCGGCACGACGGCCUACUACAACGGGAUCAACUGCGAGAAGUUUUGCAGCCUUGUGAAGCAGCAUGGAUCGCCUCUUUGGCAGUACUUGCAGAUCUAUGGCAUCUUGGUUAUUGGGGAGAUUGAGCAUCUCGAUGCAGAGGACAUCUUCGUCACCGACAAGUCCCUCCGAGCGGCUAAGAUGGACGACAUCGCGGCCCGCGCCAGUCGCUUUGGAGAGAUGAUCAACUCACGCCAUGGGCAUCAAAAGGCUUCCUUUAUGGCUACUCUGGGAGCUGUGGGGCAUCAUCACCGUCACCCUUCGAAAAAUUCAGGGAAAACCAGUGAAACGGCAAGUAGCCAAGUAGAGAAAGUCAUACAUCUGUAA
Molecule: messenger RNA, 1762 nt
Organism: Symbiodinium pilosum
Lineage: Eukaryota; Dinophyceae; Suessiales; Symbiodiniaceae
Source: the annotation of a GenBank genome assembly